UAAACGUGUGGCCUAGACUAACGACUCUCAAACCCUCCCGUGCCAACCGCACGUUUGGUAAAUCUUCUGCCGCCGUAGUACCGUUGUUCAUGGCCGCCGCCGCCGCCGGCACGAGCACCUCCGUGUCGCCCCACGUGAUAGGUUCCACGGUUGUUGAGCUGACCCGAACCGGUAGCCGCACCGGCGCCCCGUUCUCGGUCCGGAUCUCUGCGAAGGGCAACGGCGUGUUCACUCGCGACGAGGCGCAGGGGCCGUCUUGCAUCUUUGUCGGCCCGAUCGAGACUGCCAGCAAAGAAACCCUAGAAGCCCUCUAUCGCCAGGCACAGGAUGCAUAUUACAGCGGGAAUCCUUUAAUAGUUGAUGAUAUGUUUGAUAGAGUAGAGUUGAAACUGCGGUGUUAUGGUUCAAAAUAUGUUGUCAAGUACCCGCGGUGCAGUCUUAGAAGGCAGUCAACAUAUGCUGAUGCUGAGGAAGACCCUUCACAGGUUUUUGCAUUAGCAAGUGUGUGGAUCCUGUUUCUCGGGUUUGGCAUUUCAGUAUGUCUUGCACCAAUAAUCUACACUAUGAUUCUAGCUUAUCAAGAUGCAUUCGGUUCAGAAUUUUCGUACAGCAGACAGGCAUCUUUGGAGUUUCUUGCUACAUUAAAUGGCAUUCUUACUAUGAUAUUUGGAUCUCUGAUUGGUUAUCCAAUUGCAUCAGCUUCUGUUGGAGCACUUCAGGGUCUUUGGAAGAAUGAUUUGGUAGCACUGAAGGGAGCCUGCCCUAACUGUGGAGAGGAGGUUUUCGCAUUUGUGAGAUCAGAUCAAUCUAAUAACUCUCCUCAUAGAGCAGAUUGCCAUGUAUGUGAAUGCUCUCUGGAAUUUCGCACCAAGAUUGAGCAAUCCAUCACAAGAUCAGGUAGAAGGUGGGUUUAUGGACGCAUAUACUUGAUUCGACGGCGCAGGAAUUCUCGUCAAAGAUGGAUGUAGGAUGCAUUGGCAUGUCAAGAUGUCAUUCUUCGUCUCCAUUGUCAUCUUUACCAGGCAAAGCAUUGCAUUGCAUGCUGUUGAGUGAUUUUUUUUUCUCUUUCAAAUUUUUCCCCCGUGCAAUUGUAAUACCAGUAGAACAGGCACUCUGCAACAGUCAAAUGUCUUGUAUUAUGCGACCUGAUUAGACUCACUUCUAUAAGAACUCAAGUGAAUAAUAUUAUCUUCUCUUAUUAUUGUUUAUAUCA
Diospyros lotus (date-plum) is the source of this 1213-nucleotide messenger RNA. Its product is annotated as PGR5-like protein 1B, chloroplastic. The record is from RefSeq and is a predicted model, not a curated record. Gene Ontology annotation, biological process: photosynthetic electron transport in photosystem I. Bases 90 to 968 code for a protein of 292 amino acids. Gene Ontology annotation, cellular component: chloroplast thylakoid membrane. The transcript is spliced from 7 exons. Gene Ontology annotation, molecular function: oxidoreductase activity, acting on iron-sulfur proteins as donors. NCBI's taxonomy places the organism in Eukaryota, Viridiplantae, Streptophyta, Magnoliopsida, Ericales, Ebenaceae.